AUGUUAAUCGAAGGAAUCGGCGAUGACGUCAUUUUUGUUGUUGGUUUUCUAUUUUUUGGCUGUAUAAUUUUACUUGCUUGGUUAUCAACAGAUGUUAGUCACAUUCAUUUUCCUACAACUUUGUUUAUCAUUGAAAGACGCAGUCGUCGACGAAAUAGUCAGCACAUUACAACUGAACCUGCAUCUAAUAUUCAACAACAAACCGAAGAACAACGACAAGAACGUGAUACAAAUGAUCAUAAUACACUUAUGAGAGAAACAAUCACUCAAGCACUCAAUUAUGAAUUAGAAGAUCAUCAUUUUCCAUCUGGAAGUGAAACACAGACUGAAGUUGAUUCUGAUUUAGAAUCAAGUGAAAAUGAAGAAUCAUUUUUAUCCGAUCAAUUAUUGACUAAUACCACUCAGUCAUCUUUUGUCGUGUGUAAUGACUCGAAUCAAUUAUCACAAGAUAGAAGUGCGAUCGAAUGUAAUGAUCAAUCCAAACGAAGUCAAACUAAUGAUAUAAACAGUAGUAACAACGAUAGAACAACGAACAAUGGUAUAACUCCAGUAGUAGACGAAAAUUCAUUACACAUUUUAAUCAAAUUUUUAAAUGAUACACAAAAAGCAAUUGUAGCCAGUCCAAAUGAUACAAUUUCAACAGUAAAAAGAAUGUAUUUUUCUGAUGAAUUGGCUAAUAAUAAAAGUGUAAGAUUUAUUUAUCAAGGUCGUGUAUUAGAUGAUAAAUAUACUCUACAAUCGUACAAUAUCAAAGAUCAAACAACGAUUCAUUGUCAAAUUUCACAAAUAAGACAACCACCAUCAAUAGCACAAGAACAACAAAAUAAUUCUCAAACAUCAUUUGAUCAUUCAUUUAUCGAUUCAUCACCCAUUGAUACAUCAUCAUUUUUUAUUUUAUUAAUUGGUUUAUUACUCGGAUUUGUUUGGUUUUUACGUGUUAGAUGUCGUCAAUUAUUUACACCCAUAUCAACUCUAAUGUUAAUUAUAAUCACACUUAUGUAUUUAAUUUUUACAUUUGGUACAUAUGUAUCACCUCGAUUAAGACAAACAACACGAACAAUUUCUGUUACAUCAACAUCUUCACAAAUACAACAUAUGGAUGAAAAACUUCGACAAGAUAUCUAUCGUAUUUUAUCGUCAUUAUCUUGUCCAUAUAUAAAAUUAUCUAUAAAAAUUUUUGAUAAUGUUCAAAAUAAUAUUCGAAUAUUUUUAUGGUUAUUGGAUCGUUAUGAUAAACAAUUAUAUGAAAAAUUGAGUAGCACUCGUAUAACAGAUAUUCAAUUGAUAAAAGAAUUUUGUGCACAAGCAUGUUUAUUUCCAUUUGAAUUACUCAAUUAUUUUGAUAAAAUAUGGUCAAUAACAUCGCAAACGACAACAACAACAACAGAUGAUAAUCCAAAUGAAAAUUAUCAUAUUGGCGAAUUACUCUUCCGUUAUAUGAACACCUAUAAUUAUCAUUAUUUAAAAGUACAUUCAUUGAAACCAACUAUUACAAUGAUAGACAUACAAUUAGGGCUAAUUGAAUAUGUCGUUGAUAUAAACAAUUGUUCAAAUUUAAUUAAUAGUGACGAUGGAAAUAAAAUUAUAAAAUUUUAUCAGAAUAUGUGGGAACAACGUGAAAAAUUAGAAAUGUUUGAAAAUUUUGCUAUUGAUGAACAACAACAUAUAAAAACAAACGCAAAAAUAAUAGAAUAUUUAGACGAUAUUACACAAGAUAUCGAUCAUCAGUUUUCAAAUGAUUUAAAUGAAGCAUUAAAAACAAUCAAAGAUGAACUAAUUCUAAUAAAACAGAAUAAUGCUGACAAACAACAACAAAUGCCACCACAAACAAUAUUAACUACGGAACAACAGCAAAAUUAUGCAAAACAAUUGGAUUUAUCUAUGAAUGAUUGGAAUGAAUUUUAUAAAAAAUUUAAAUCAAUUAUACCAACUACAUCAUCAACUACCACUAAUCACUCAACAACUUGUCCAUUAAUAGAAAUAAACAAGCACAAUAUUGAUUCUAUAUUAAAAAUAAAUCGUCUGAAUGAUAUUAAUAGUCGAACAGAUAAAAAUAAUCAAUUAUUUUUGAAUAAAUGUCAAGAAAUAUUUAGCAAUUUAUCAACUAAUAAUGAAAAUUUAGAUGAAAAUAAACAAUUAUUGUCAUUAGAUGCUCAAGUUGAAUUAACAACAAGUUUAAAUAAGAUAUUAACAAAAAUAAAAUAUAGUCGAUAA
Didymodactylos carnosus is the source of this 2214-nucleotide messenger RNA. Lineage: Eukaryota; Metazoa; Rotifera; Eurotatoria; Philodinida; Philodinidae. The record is from the annotation of a GenBank genome assembly.